GUUGACAUUAUUCCACUAUCUGCAAUGUGGGGUGUCUAAAAAAUAGCGUGAGAUUCAUAUUUUUAUUUUUGUCAUGGAUUUUUGCGCCCAUUCCCCUCCUAUUCUCAUAGUUUAUAUUCAAUUUCAUGACUUUGUUGUCUUAAAAGAAGCCAAUUAGGUAAAAAUAUUAUUAAUUUAGGUUUAUUUACGGGACAGAGUACAGCAUGAGUUUAAAAUAACAGCAAAACAGUAUUUAAAGGGUCAUUUUAAUCCGGUUUUUCUUGAAUUUCACUUAACACUUUCCCUUUUUAAUUCUACAACAAAUACAAUGUUAGAAAACUUAACUUCUAAAAAACAACUCAAGACUGCUCUUGAUGAAGAGGAGAACAUGGUGGUGGUUGAUUUCUUUGACCAAUGUGGUCAUUGUAAAAAGAUGAACACGAUCUUAGACGAAUACCUGCAAACAUACGAAGACAAACACAUCAAGUUUUUCAAAGUAGAUAUAAAUGAAGACGUUGAAUUGGCCACUGACUAUUCCAUUACUUCCAUCCCUACUACGUUAUUCUUUAAAGACGGUACGAUUGUAAAGAAAGUUGUUGGUGCCAAACCUGACAAGGUGAGACAAAUACUUGAAAGCGACUGAAGUUCAGCCGAAUCCACAUGCCAACCCGGACCCGAACACGAACUAGCAUCAAUGAUUACGACUUUUACGCAUAUGUAAUGAUAUACUCUAUAUGUUUUUUUUUAGGCAAUACAAUUUAUCCUCAUUCUGAUUCACUCUCCCUCCCCCCGGAUGGAGAUGACGCAAGAUGAGCC
Spathaspora passalidarum NRRL Y-27907 is the source of this 795-nucleotide messenger RNA. RefSeq names its product Trx2p (gene TRX2). The record is from RefSeq and is a predicted model, not a curated record. The coding region runs from base 368 to 622 and encodes 84 amino acids. Gene Ontology annotation, molecular function: oxidoreductase activity. NCBI's taxonomy places the organism in Eukaryota, Fungi, Ascomycota, Pichiomycetes, Serinales, Debaryomycetaceae. The transcript has a single exon. Gene Ontology annotation, cellular component: cytoplasm.